Messenger RNA from Populus trichocarpa (black cottonwood), 2395 nucleotides. RefSeq names its product UDP-glycosyltransferase 74G1. The coding region runs from base 892 to 2271 and encodes 459 amino acids. Lineage: Eukaryota; Viridiplantae; Streptophyta; Magnoliopsida; Malpighiales; Salicaceae. The record is from RefSeq and is a predicted model, not a curated record. The transcript is spliced from 3 exons. Gene Ontology annotation, molecular function: UDP-glycosyltransferase activity.
CUUAUUUCUAACUAUUUUUUCUUCAAAUGGUCAUUGUUGCUACUUGCGACUCGUGCAGGUGACACUCCGACAUCGUGGGAGGCGCGUGAUGGCAUGGAUCGGGCAACUCUUCCACUCCUUUUCAUUUCUAUGCCAGUAGUGUAACAAAGAGGAACCUGUAAAAGCAGGAAACAAACACAACAAACUUUGGUUCUUUUCUUUCUUUUUCCUUUUUUUAUAUCUUCUUAUCUCUAACUAUUUUUUCUUCAAAUGGUCAUUGUUGCUACUAACACAGGUGGAGCAUCGUGUGUGAGGAGGGCCAGUUCGAUGGUUGUUGAUGGAUCAUCGGUUCAUGGCUAAAAAGAGAGAAAAAGUUGUUGAUGGUCGUAAUUACAGUGCUGAUGUUGUUGGAGCUGGAGUUGUUAAAUCUAUUGCUGGUAGAGGUUGUCGUGAUGUCGAGGAGCUGGUGCCUACUGGUGGAGGAAUAUGGUCGACAAUGAGGGUCAGUUUAUAGUGGUUUUGGAUGGAUAGAUGAGAGGAGAACACCGUAAUGUGGAGGUUUGCAUGGCAGGGGCUACUAACAAGAGUUGUGAGCUAUGGUGAAGAGGAUAAAGGUUGGCAUUGUGGUGAAGGGGUGUGAACUUCUGGGUUUGGUCUCUUCACAGUAAAAAAUGAGGGGUCGUAAAGAAAAACAAUCUUCAACAUCGAGUUUUGCUUUCAAGAUGGAAACUUUGUGUAGGAGUCGAUCGUGAGAGAAGUUGCUAGUAGUAGCGUGGAGGUUGGUACCUAUGUUGAUGGUGGCGUGGAGGCUGAGAGAUGAGGGAAACAGAUCACAGAUCCCCAACAAAUUGGCAUGAGAAGAACACUCCAGGCCAGAAAGAGAGAAUUGGUGUAAAACCAUAACAAAAAAAAAUGGAGAAGCGCUGUAAAGCUCACUGCUUAGUCGUAUCCUUUCCAGCCCAAGGCCACAUAAACCCCAUGCUUCAAUUCUCCAAACGCUUAGAACACAAAGGAGUUAAAGUAACUCCAGUUACUACUCGUUUUAUCUCCAACGCCAUCAUGUCUGGAUCAUCCUCCAGUUCCAUUUCACUCCAAACUAUAUCUGAUGGAUAUGAUGAAGGAGGUAUAGGCCACGCAGAAAGCAUCAAGUCAUACCUUGAUCGCUUUUGGAAGGUGGGAUUGCAAACUCUUGACAAUCUUGUCGAGAAGCUUAGUGGUUCAGACUGCCCUGUUGAUUGCAUCAUUUAUGACGCCUUUAUGCCUUGGGGUCUUGAUGUAGCCAAGAAAUUUGGGUUGGUUGGUGCUGCUUUCUUCACCCAGUCUUGUGCUGUUGAUAGCAUAUACUAUCACGUCUAUCGAGGGUUGAUCAAACUUCCUGUCACGGAGACUCAAAUUUUGGUUCCUGGAUUGCCUCCUCUAGAGCCUCAAGAUUUGCCCUCUUUCAUUUAUCAUUUGGGGACGUACCCAGAUUUCUUUGACAUGCUUUUGGAUCAGUUCUCCAAUAUUGAUAGAGCGGAUUGGGUCUUUUGCAACUCAUUUUAUAUGUUGGAAAGAGAGGUGGCAGAUUGGUUUGCCAAGCUUUGGCCAUUUAGAAGUAUUGGACCAACUAUACCGUCUAUGUAUUUAGAUAAACAACUUGAGAACGACAGAGACUAUGGUUUCAGCUUCUUCAUGCAGAACAAUGAUGUUUGCAUGAAUUGGCUUAAUGAUAGGGCAAAAGGCUCGGUUGUACAUGUGUCAUUUGGGAGCCUGGUAGAUCUCAAAGCAGAGCAAAUGGAAGAGCUAGCUUGGGGAUUGAAGAGGAGUGAUUGUUAUUUCUUGUGGGUGGUAAGAGCAUCUGAAGAAUCUAAAAUGUCGAAAGAUUUCGCAGAAGAAAGCUCUGCGAAAGGUUUGGUGGUCAGAUGGUGUUCACAGUUGGAGGUUUUAGCUCACGAGGCAGUGGGAUGCUUUGUUACACACUGUGGCUGGAACUCUAGCCUGGAGGCUUUGAGUUUAGGAGUCCCAAUGGUGGCAAUGCCACAACGAACAGAUCAAAGCACCAACGCAAAGUACAUUACAGAUGUUUGGAACAUGGGAGUUAAAGCUGCGGUGGAUGAGAAAGAGAUUGCUAGGCGGGAAACAAUAGAGAGUUGCAUAAGAGAGAUAUUGGAGGGGGAGAAAGGGAAGGAGAUCAAAAGAAAUGCUAGUAAAUGGAAGGAACUGGCCAAAGAAGCAGUGGAAGAAGGUGGUAGUUCAGAUAAAAACAUUGAUGAAUUUGUGGCUAAUUUGGUUCUCUCCCGAAGCUCUUGCUGAUGCUUCUUCUCCAUGUAUCAUUUUCUUUUUCUAGUUUCUUGCUUGUUCGCAUUAAUUAUAUUCGAGAUUCUUCCUCGAUGUUCAGCUUAAUAAACCAAUGAAUCUGUAGCUUCCUUUCCGAAAA